Messenger RNA from Drosophila biarmipes, 1750 nucleotides. RefSeq lists its product as uncharacterized. Lineage: Eukaryota; Metazoa; Arthropoda; Insecta; Diptera; Drosophilidae. Bases 430 to 1086 code for a protein of 218 amino acids. The transcript has 4 exons. The record is from RefSeq and is a predicted model, not a curated record.
CAACUUUUGACCGGCCCAGAUCGCCGCGAAUCGGUUUCAGCCCGUCCGAGCUGGCUUUAAUUCCCGCUGUGACUUGUGUUUUCUCUGCCCUGCGCCUUUUAUUUUAUUUGAUUUGUGCAAGUCCAGCCCAAUGCUGGAGUGUUAAUUGGCGGUCGCCUCGGUGCCCAAUGUGCAAACACUAUGUUGUGGUUGAAACAAGUAAUGUCUGGUAAAUCGAAUGUUCGCCAUCACAACCACCCUCAACAAAAAGACCUCGAUGGCUGCCAAAUCAGAGAUUGCAACUGAAAUUCAGCUCGUGUGUCACACUCGAAGCAUUGAAUAAAUAUGCUGGCUACAACAGUAUUGAGACAGUAAUAAAUAAACCAAUUGAUAUCAAUAAAAACAAAGCAGAGGGCUGUCGAGGAGGAGCAAGAGCGAUAUAGGUUCGAAAUGCGCGCCGUAUACGACUUGUUGCUGAGCAACGCCUUUGAUCCCAGGAUGGUGCUUCAGAAUCACAACACAGUGGUGGCCCGCUCCACGCUGACGCCGAACAGCAGCAGCCAGAACUUCGGCUCCCAUCCGCUGGGACACCACGGCGGAUCGGCCAUUGGAUCCGGACGGAGUCCUCUGAACGCCGGACCCAGCACCCAGCGUCCCAUUGUGGACCUGCUGGUGGCCAUGGUGGCCGUACCGGUGCUGAUUCUCUGCGCCCUGCAGCUGGAGAAGAAUCUGCGGGACAACAGUCCGGAGUCGCGCUGGCUGGUCUUCGCCCUGGGCAUCGGGAUGCUGGUCAUCAGCGUGAUCAUCUGCGGCUAUGUCACGCACCGCAUGGGCGUCUGCAUCUGGGCGGGACCCAUCGACGAUGCGGGAAACCGCGCCACCAAUGGAGCCAUGCCGCAUAUCAACUCCCAGAACGAUGUGCUGCGCAUUGUGGACUCCCUGCCGCCGAGCUACGACAGUGUGGUCAAGUUCGAGCUGCCGCCGCCGGCCUACGACUGCCUGGUCAUAGACAUGGACCAGUGCAAGGACCUGGAGCCGCCGCAGACCUCCGCCAAGCCAGGAGUCGGGGGAUCCACCUCCGCCCCGGGGGCCACCCUGCACAUCUAGGGAGGACUCGCAGGAGCAGUAGGAGGAGGAGAGAGAAUUAAGAGAUUUUUUCCCAACUGGCGGCGCAACGGAUUUCUGUACUUGACCCACUUUGAGACCACUCGCAAGCAAAUCUAUACCCACGAUUCGAUGCGCGGUGUUCUGCGGCAGCUCGGGAGUUUUCAGAAUAUCACAAAGCAGGAGAAAUCUAGAGCACUCUGCCGAACACCGCCGCAUAUCCGUAUACCUACUGUAAAGUUUGGCCAAACGGUGGCUCGGCAAAGCAUUAUGGCAUUGUAUUUACUUUGGUUUAAGCAGCUAGUAUUUUAACUCGUAGCCCAUCAAGAGCAACUCUCGCAUUGUACAUAGAGUUCUUUGAAACACAGCGUCUAGUCCAAGUUGUAUAUAGCCGGAGAAGAGGUAACUGAACCACAGGAUGCGCGCAUACACACAUUUUAGGUAACUUUACGACAUACUUACUAAAUGCCAACGCAGGGCGGGAAUCAAACUACAAAACUACAGGGUAGCACUUAGUCUUAGUCUUAGCCUAGCGCCUGUAUAUAACUAUGUAUAUUACGAUUACAAAUAUUUUUAUGGCCACCGCGAUGGCGCUGUCGAUUGCCAACGAAAUGCCGGAAAACGUUCAGAGCUGCUUUCCAGAAAUAAAGAAUUCCUAUUAAGCUUA